Messenger RNA from Odontomachus brunneus, 3506 nucleotides. Its product is annotated as putative fatty acyl-CoA reductase CG8306. Bases 245 to 1783 code for a protein of 512 amino acids. The transcript has 9 exons. Lineage: Eukaryota; Metazoa; Arthropoda; Insecta; Hymenoptera; Formicidae. Gene Ontology annotation, biological process: long-chain fatty-acyl-CoA metabolic process. Gene Ontology annotation, cellular component: peroxisome. Gene Ontology annotation, molecular function: alcohol-forming very long-chain fatty acyl-CoA reductase (NADP+) activity. The record is from RefSeq and is a predicted model, not a curated record.
UGAAUUCGAUCACACCUUCGUUCGUCGUGAGAAACGUAGGAUCGUGACGCACCGAUUUCUCGAUUUCUUUCUUGUCGCAUCGAUUAUCGUGUAAAAUAAUAUCAUUGUUUUAUCACAAACCGGCCGUUCUUAACAAUUAAAAUCCUCUAGUGAACAACAUUACAUCGUUGUCUUCUAUUCUACGUUUUCAUCCGUAAGGGAUUACUUCUUCUUGUACUCAUUUAUCAUCGCUGUUUACUCAAAUAUGGGGAUGGAUACUGCGGAAUCGUCUAUACCGGGCUUCUUCGCCGGCCGAAGCAUAUUUAUAACAGGUGUAACAGGCUUUAUUGGUAAGGUGUUAAUCGAAAAACUACUAAGAUCCUGCCCUGAUAUCAAGGAGAUAUUUCUGCUAAUGCGACCAAAGAAAGGAAUAGGAAUUGAUGAUAGACUGAAGAAUUUAUUAACUAAUAAGCUAUUUGAUAAAUUACGAAACGAGCGACCAUCCUGUUUUGAAAAACUUGUUCCUGUGGCGGGAGAUAUAGGUACUGAGGACUUAGGAUUAUUGCCUGUGGAUCGACAAAUGUUAAUUGACAGAGUGUCAGUUAUAUUCCACAGUGCGGCGAGCGUGAGAUUCGACGACUCUUUGAAGGAUGCGAUUUUUUUCAACAUCCGAUCAACACGGGACUUGUGUAUCUUGGCUAGCAGCAUGAAAAAUUUAGUGGUCUUUGUGCACGUUAGUACGACAUAUUGUCAAAUUGACAAAUACGUUGUCGACGACAUUCUGUAUCCCACGGAUAUCGAUUGGAGGCGGACGAUUGAGAUUGCCGAGUCCGUCGACGAGUACAUCCUGAAAAUACUGACAAUGAAAUAUAUGUGUGCGAUGCCAAACACCUACGUCUUCACGAAAAUGCUGGCGGAGCAAGUGAUAAACGAUUAUUCCGAAUCGUUUCCCUGCGUCAUCUUGCGACCAUCGAUAGUUAUAUCGAUGUUGGAUGAGGACCCCAUAAAAGGUUGGAUAGACAACUUCAACGGACCCAUUGGAACAUUGGUCGGAGGUAGCAAGGGUAUCUUGCGUGUAUUAUACGCUGAUCCUAAUAUAAUCAGUGACUACGUACCGGUAGAUUGGGCCAUCAAGAUAUUGAUAAUAACAGCCUGGAAACGUGGAACUAAAACCAUCUCCGAGGAUAAAACGGUUCAUGUUUACAACUUCUCGGCGAACAAGAUUAAAAAGUUAAGUGUAAACCAAAUCCAGGAAAUGGGGUACGAGCUUUUGCGAGAAAUUCCUUUUGACACAACGAUUUGGUCACCAAGUACUAUGUUAACAAAUCGUCGAUGGUUAUAUUAUAUUUUAAUGUUGCUGCUGCAUAUCCUCCCAUCAAUAUUCAUAGACGGUGUCCUGAUAUUGUGCGGAGCAAAACCAAAGUUAUUGAACUUACAAAGGAAAGUGUACAUAACGAAUAAUGCCUUGUCGCAUUUUACUUUGAACGAAUGGAAUUUUAACAACGCCAAAGUCUUGGAUCUAAUUAAUUCGCUUAGCGUUGAAAAUAAGGAUUUCAGAAUAAACUACGUUGACGUCAAUAUACGGGAAUACUUCAAGAAUGGAAUCAUUGGUGCAAAAAUUUACUUACUAAAUGAAGACAUGAAUAACCUGGAAGUGGCCAAAAGAAAUCGCAAGAGGAUGGAUUUGCUCCACAAUAUAAUCAAGACAAUAUUUAUAACAUUCAUCUUAUGGAUACUUUAUAGAAAAAAUAUCCUGUCCAAUAUCGUAAACGCAAUCGCUUAUAUAUUCUAUAUAAAUGUCUGAGGGUUACUCCAGAACUAUUCACACCUGCUAAUAGGCUGCAGCAUUUUUUUUUUUAAUUAAUAAUUGAGGUAUCAGAAUCAUAAAUAUAUAAUUAUUCAAGCGUGAUUGAUUUUUCGACAUCAUCACUUAUUGGCUAUGGUUAUAGGUAAAAAGAUAGGAAGAAAAUUUUUGCAUCACUUACGUUCGAUAUAUCCAAUAUUUUGCUCAUAGUGACUUGGGGAGUAAGGAUAUGUAAAUACUGCGAACUAUAACAUGUGAGAUAAAACAUAUCACAUUGCUAUAAUUAGUAAUCACAUUUUAUUGAUGCCGCACUCGUUCUAUCUUCUUACCGAGAAAUGAUCGUUGAUCUAAAGUUACAUAUGCAGAUACCGUUAUGGUCUCAUGACUUUAUAUCCAAACAUGUUAUAUAGAUCGAUAGACAACCACAUUUUAUCAUUAUAAAGAGAAAAAGUGUGGGAAAGCAUCGAAGUUCACGGUUAGUAUGUUAAAGAUCACCGAUCUGCAACUUACCGUUGCGCCACCGAUCUUUAUCGAUCGAGAUACGCGUCACCCAUGCUUCCAGGAGCUAUAAAAUUAGAUCAUAAUAUAAAAAUAAUGAACUGGCGUGCGUACGUGUAUGCGUGCAUGCGUAUCCACAAUUGUGGUCACGCGAUAUUUUAAUACUGUGUCUCUACGUGUACGCUAUUAUUUUCGUGGAAAACUGCCAUCGUUUCAGGUAUUAAGAAAACCCGUUUCGCAAUUCAGGGAAAAACGCGACCUGGUCGGUCCGGAUCGUCGUGAAACUGUUGGCUGAAUAUGCAAUUUUACGCCAUCGAUUAUUUCUCGGUAGAAAGGCGAAGUAUGUAUGAUAUCGAAUUUAUUUGAUUUUGUCGCCGUUUCUCUCUCGCCUCAUGCUGACGCAUAUCCAUAUGAAAAAAAAGAUUUCAGGUCGAGAAUGAGGACCAGACGUUAAAAAUUCGCCGUGACGAGAAAUGAUAUCUGUUACUGCGAGCAUAAACAUUCAGCUGCACUAAAACACGGUUGAGAUAAUUGAGGGCAAUCGGAUUUGGAUAGAAGUCUCCUUAUUAAUGGAAUCUUUCUGCUGCUACGACUGAGUUUUUCAUUUGAUUAUCAAAUAACAAGAAAUUCAGCACUGACAGAAUUGCUUUUUGUGUGCAAUAGAAUUGAACAUUGGAGACACUGUGUCAGUAUCGAUACUGAAUUUUCGCGUCCAGAAGUACUCGCCAUUGAUCGUGGAUAGGGAUAUAAAUAUGUUUAAAAAAUAUCAAAAUAACCGUACAAUAUGAUAGAUUUAUAGUGCGAUUCAUUAGAUGUUACAAACGCUUUGAAGCGCGUAUGGAGGAAAUAUGAUUAGUCCAAAUACGGCGUUUCAAAGCAUUUGUAGCGUCUAAUAAAUCGCACUCUUAAAGUAAUUGGACUAAUUACUUUAAGAGUGCGAACCGGAUUCAUUCGCUAAGGCCGUCAUUCUGAACUCUCUUAUAUCGAUAAAAAUAUCUUUAAAUGUGUCUGAGAUCCAAGCAGAAAGCUUAUAAGUUACAUUUAGAGAUACUUUUAUCGAUAAAAGAGAGUCCGGAAUAAGAAUUUAAGAGAUUAACAGCUAUUCUUGAAUAGGCACGACGAAAUAAAGAGACUCAUGUAAAACACAACAUAAAUAGUCGCGUAUGGAAAUUACCCAAGUUAGAUAAUAAAGCACAGAAGUACAGAUUUUCAAUUUUAAAUCUCA